This is a messenger RNA of Ailuropoda melanoleuca (giant panda), 378 nucleotides long. RefSeq names its product trefoil factor 2-like. The record is from RefSeq and is a predicted model, not a curated record. The transcript is spliced from 2 exons. Gene Ontology annotation, molecular function: CXCR4 chemokine receptor binding. Gene Ontology annotation, biological process: maintenance of gastrointestinal epithelium; chemokine-mediated signaling pathway; negative regulation of gastric acid secretion. The annotation marks the transcript as partial. NCBI's taxonomy places the organism in Eukaryota, Metazoa, Chordata, Mammalia, Carnivora, Ursidae.
GACCUGGGGAAGGGUCUGAACGUGCCCCAAGAGCAGGUGGGGGCACGUGGGGCGAGAAGUUGACCAAGGCUCUCUCCCCAGCCCCCUGCCAGUGCUCGCGGAUCGCAGCACACAACAGGACAAACUGUGGCUUCCCGGGCAUCACCCCCGACACGUGCUUCGGAAGAGGCUGCUGCUUCGACUCCAAAAUCCGCAACAUCCCCUGGUGUUUCCGCCCCCUCCCAAAGCAAGAGUUGGAGGAGUGUGUCAUGGAUGUGUCGGUGCGCAAGAACUGUGGGUACCCAGGCAUCAGCCCCCAGGAGUGUGCGGCUCGCAAGUGCUGCUUUUCCGACACGAUCGUCAACGUGCCCUGGUGCUUCUUCCCAAUCUCUGUGGAAG